Molecule: messenger RNA, 4926 nt
Organism: Cyprinus carpio (common carp)
Lineage: Eukaryota; Metazoa; Chordata; Actinopteri; Cypriniformes; Cyprinidae
Product: tumor necrosis factor receptor superfamily member 19-like
Biological process (GO): positive regulation of JNK cascade; positive regulation of canonical NF-kappaB signal transduction
Cellular component (GO): plasma membrane
Molecular function (GO): protein binding; signaling receptor activity
Source: RefSeq, a predicted model, not a curated record
CUAUAUGAGAUUCAUAUUCAGGGUUUUGUGAGAAAUACUUUUGAAUCGCAAUUUCCAUUCAAGAGCAUUUCACAAGGAUAUGGACUUUGACUGUGUCCGCGAGUGCUCUCACAUCUUUUCUUCUGCGGCUUUAGCGGAUUUCAGUGACAGCAGAGCGAACAUGUCGGGACAUGCCUGUGUGUCUGUGUCCCAGCGCGCAGCGCUCUGUAGCGCACCGGGCAAGUGCCAGUCAACUUAAACCGCAAGCGAAACUGGACCGAAUUUGCCCAAAGCCACAGGAGAAGAUUACUUUAAUGGGACAGAGAUUUAAGUGACUGCUGAGAUUAUAUGGAAUGGACUGCUCGAUGGACGAAUAUUACAACGGUGGACAGUGUCACAAGUGCCCACAAUGUCCACCUGGCCAAGAACUGAAAGAGGACUGUGGUUAUGGUGUAGGAGUGUCGGCAGUGUGUGGCGUAUGUGAAGUUCGGUGGUUUAAGGAAGUCUGGGGUUCUCACCCUUGCGCACUGUGCCAGAAUUGCCGCAGACUCAACAGACACCAAAUCAAGCACUGCACACACACAGACAAUGCAGUGUGUGGAAACUGCCUCCCUGGUUUCUACAGCAAAAUGCGACUGGAUGGACAAGAAGAUUUAGAAUGCCUUCCAUGUGGCCCCACACCCUUCAGAAACAUACAGUGUAGCCGUACAGGGGGGACUGGUGUUGCAAAAGCCCAGACCUCAGCACCUUCCAUCCAAAAUGUAUCGUCCAUAGUGACCGCUUGUGCAGCAACAGCUAUAUUAACAGCCAUCCUAUUUACAAUCGUGUGUGUCACCUACCAGACACGGUCUUCACUCAGGAAAACAUGCAAACGUUGUUUAUCACCCAUCAGUAACGGUCACCGUGACAGUGAUGCAGCUUCGGUUCCAAUGACAACCCUGCACACAGUGAUGCAGGAUGCAGAAGUGGACACAUCAAAUCCUUGCCUGCUAUUGAAGCACCCCUGCACGCUUAAUGACAUCACCACCAUGAUGACCACUGAUCUUGGCAUGCAUAGGUGUGAGGUUCUUCCUCUGAUGCGAAGCUCGGCCUGCACCGAUCCUGCAACGGGAGUCAUCAUGCAGGCAACAGAAACACCUGAAGUUUCUUCUUCAGACUCCUCCCUCUCCAGCCAGCAGGUCAUUCUCACUCUGGUAGGAGGACAGUCUGCAGUGAGGCCCUGCUGUGCCGUAGAGCAGCGAACAGCCUGGGGGCUUCAUGCUCCUGUAGAGUGCACUGAACUGGACCUUCAGUAUCUCUCCAUCCCGGAGCUCCAGGCAUUCAGACCUUCAGACUUCAUAGCCAGAAAUAUCCCACAGUGCUCUCAGGCCUGAUUCUGCAGGACCUAGAGAAAAGAGAGCCAGAAGAGAGAGAUUGUGGAAAGUGGAAAUGGAGAUUGUUAACGUGAAGAGAGAUCACAGCUGCAAACAUACGAUUAUGGUAAUGAGACACUUAAAGAAUCAACAUACACACUCAAUACAUAUAUAUAUCAUGAUGUGAAGUUAAUUGAAAUAAGUGUGCUACUGUAGUUUGAGGUUUCUGCAAUGUGAGAAACAGGUGCUUAUUAGCACAAAAGGACAUUAACAGGAAAGAGACAGAGAAAAAAAGAUCUUCAUUCGUCUAAAAAGUCGCAAUUAACAGAAGUAGCGACAGAUGUAUUCUUCGGUAUUUUGAUGUACUAAGUGAACUGGAUUGUCAAAGAAGGAAAAAAAUGUAGAGUGGGACUUAGUUCUAUCCAUUGGUUGUCAAUUGCUGGUUGAUCAUUCACAAGAAGAUCAAUAACAUAUAUUUAGAAAUGUUCAUUUAAUUCAGACUUUAAUUGAACACCACCCAUUUACAUUUAGGGAAUAGUUCACACAAAAUUAGAAUUCUGUCAGUAUUUACGCACAAUAGGAUAUAGUAUCUGCUCAAUGUAAGCUCACUACUGCUGUCUAGUAGAUAUGGGAAUGGUUAGGAGGCCAUGAUGGUCAGAGGCCAAUGGGCAAAUUUGGCCAGGAUGCUGAGUUCACAGCUCUACUCUUUUCGAAUAACAUCCUGGGAUUUUUAAUGACCACAAAAAAUGAGGACCUCAGUUUAACGUCUGCGAAGGAUGGAUAUAACAACUAUACUAGAACUGCUACAAAAGCCAUAACUGGAGUUUAUGGAGACUGCGCUUGAUUUAGCAAAUCACUGGAUUUAUAACUAACACUACUAUUACCAUUACUGAUGACAGCCUCUGACUUGCUGUUUCCUCCGCUAAAACUUUUUGGAGUUUUGGACUGAACAGUAGUAUGCUGCUGGACAAGCCAAACUGGCUUAUGCCUAAACGGUGUCACAUUACUAGGUUUCGGCAUUGCAUUACUACUUUAAACCAGCAAAACAUAAAACAAUUAAUUUUAUUGUUCAUUAAAGGGGUGGUUGAUCAUCUUUUUUCAAAUGCUUGAUUGUGUUAAUGGGGUGCAGUGUAAUGUGUUCAUGUUUCGUUUAAAAAAAAAAAAAAAAAAAAAAAAAAAAACUUUUUUUUCACAUAUUUUACCUUUAUUCUACAGCACUGUUUCCAUUGUCUUCAAAACGGUCUGUUGAGUUACUGGUUCUAUGAAGCCCCUCCCUCAAAAUUACGCAAUGGGCUCUGAUUGGUUAGCGGGCUCAGUGUGUUUGUGAUUUGCUAACCUCCUAAUACACGUUGUCCGGAAAUGUCACGCCCCCUUACCAUUAAGGGUAGUUGCAUGUUCCCGGGGGCGGGGUUUAUGUAUGCAUCGGGUUAGUGAUGUCACAAACCCAGGAAGAAGCUCGUUGUAGUCCCUUCCAGCUGUUUUUUGUAGUCCUUAAACAGCAAAUUUUCUCCCUUUGCAUUGAACUCUGAGCAUCAUAACUUUGCAGACAUUGUUUAUGCUCUAACAGCAACAUUUUACACUUAACUAAAGUUCGAAAAGUGAAAUCAUUAUCAACCACCCCUUUAAAUGUAACUGACAGCACGUGUAAAAAAAAAUUAUGCUGGGGAAAGGAAAUUCUGGCUAUCACAGGUUGUUGUGUGAACCCGCCUUGAUUUAAGAACAAUUAUCCUAAUCCUUAAAGCUUCGGUCUUAGAUGUGGCUAAGUGGUUUAGCAAAAUUAACUAUCAAAACUGGAACAUGCCACAACAUGUCGUAUUGCGAUAUUGCCUUGAUAAAGCUUGACAUGAUUGUGUCCCUUGCAUUCCACGUAAAUGGGUUUCAUCUCAAUCUGUUUUUUUUUUUUUUUUUUUUUGGCUGCCUUAAAUUGAAUAAGCACAGGAUGUUUUUGAGAGUGAAAUGCAUCUCUCCAACACUUUCAUAGACUCUAUAGCCUGUUAGUGCUGCAGGGAAACAGUAUGUGAGCACAUGUCAAUCAGAUUUCCCACAAAGCUUUUUAUUCAACAGCAGUGCAAAAUUGGAGCUAAAUUCUUUUGGCAGUGUGAUAAAGGACCUGUGCACCUCUGUAAUUUUAUACACACACAGAAUAUUCCAAGCUUCAGUAUUUUGACAGGGUUGAACAAUAUUUAUCCAAAAACCAAUAUUUACGCAAAUUCAAGUACACAACUACUAAUGUACAGUAAGUUAACUGCACAGAGGAAAUUAUGUUUUUGAUACUAUCCUAAAAUAUAAUUGAACCUCAUUACAACAAGCGUGUGCAAACCUGUUUUAAAACAUGUGCAUUACAGUUCUUUGAAGAAAACUGCAGUUAGCCGCCUGAGGAGCGAGAUCUAUUGUAAAUAGAAGUGUUAUCGUGUGGGCCAACGGCGGUUCUUUAGUCAUUAGGUGUGUCUGUGAAUACACAAAAAUGUUUUUGAGGUGGUUUGGUGGACAGAUGCACAUGGGAUGCCACAGGUGCCACAAAAACUGUACAAUAUUGCAAUGGAUAUUCGGCUUCACUCUGUCCAAACUCGUUUUUAUACUCCAUAUGUGCGGCCCUCACUUCACAGGCAAGUAUAAAAUAAUGCAAAAAAAAUGAUCAUUCUGAAAUGAAGAUUGAUACAUUCUUCUCCUAUUUUAUUCUGGUGACAUUAAAGUGCAUUUAAAAAAAUAAUAAUAGCAGUUUUGUUAGAUCUAGCCUAUUUCCUGAGUAGUUUAAGAGUUGGCAUUUUAAGUUGCUGGGAAUGAGGCAUAGCAAUGACCUCUUCAAAAUGGACCACAUCCAAAAAGGCAUUUAAAGCAAUUGUUCCUCUUUUUGCACCUUAGAUACAUAUUGCUUUUCAUUUGUAAAGCUAAUUAAAAAGCUUGAACAUUUUAGCAUUAAUAUGUAAUUUUUCUUCUACUGUAAAAUGGUGCUAGCUUCUUUUUUGUAUAUUUUACAUAUUUGUAGCAAGUCUGCCUGCAUUUUGUUGUGCUAAACAUUUAUUGAGUAUUGUUGUGUUAAAAACCAUACAUUCAUUGUAAAAUUUAUAUCAAGAGUUCUAUUUUAUUUGUAUUUUUUUUUUUUCAAAAAAACAAAAACAAAAAAAACUCAGUGUUAAAUGUGACAAACUGUGUUGUAUUGUAGCAACAGUAAGAAUUUUUCCACUUUAAGUUGAAUGUGUUUUUAAUGAAUCAGGUACACUAUUUUGUGGGAUAAUGCAAUGAUGCUAUUGUUGCCAGUGUUGUUUUGUUUAGUAUAUUUCAAAUAAAUUGUUUUUCUACUUUUUUCAUUAUGCUAAUGUCAGAUUUUUGUUAAUUUUGCAUCAGUACACCAAUGCAAGGUUUCGCCAAGUCAAUGUAUAAAACAUACAUAAAAACAAUUAUAUGGGUUAUAAUUAUUUUUUAAAAGUUGAACUUAAACAUUUUAUACAUCAAACUGAAAAUGCACAAGCUGUACUGAAAGAAAAACUCAUUAAGGUGUGACUGCCAUCUACUGUUCAGUUGUAAACAAUGGAGGUUUAUAUUUAGCAGAACCUGUCUCUAGAGCCUAUUUGCUGAAACUUUAGGUCAUUUGAUC